Molecule: messenger RNA, 2695 nt
Organism: Heterobasidion irregulare TC 32-1
Lineage: Eukaryota; Fungi; Basidiomycota; Agaricomycetes; Russulales; Bondarzewiaceae
Exons: 10
Coding region: 13-2559 (848 amino acids)
Biological process (GO): DNA-templated transcription; regulation of DNA-templated transcription
Molecular function (GO): zinc ion binding; DNA binding; DNA-binding transcription factor activity, RNA polymerase II-specific
Source: RefSeq, a predicted model, not a curated record
AGUCAAUCUUCUAUGAAAAGGAAGAUACUCGACGACGAGGACUCAAAUAGUGGGGGAUCUAAGAAACCGCGGACACGAGUCAGUUAUUCAUGUGGCGAGUGUCAUCGUCGGAAACAGAAGUGUGACCGUCAAGUCCCCUGUUCGCAUUGUGUAGCUCGCAAAGUGCCAGAGCUAUGCAAAGCAUACACCCCAGGAAAGCCGGAUCAAGAUGUUCAUCUGCGUUUAGCACGCCUAGAACACAUCAUAGAAAUUGCAAUGCCUCAGUAUGCAUCCGGUUUACAAGGCCUAUCGCCCCUCGACGGCUACGGUGGAGACCACCAGCGAUCCAUCUCGCCCAGUCCAGAAGAAGGUCCUCAUUCUUCUUCGGGUGAUCAAGAUCCUAGUGGAGGGACCUUUCAGAGUGGAAAGUGGUAUGGGAACAGUGCGUCUGGCAGCGUCGCCCCUGCUUCCGUACUGGAACAACUGCAAAGUGUUGUCCCAGGUUCUGACAGCCGAGCACGAGUAAACAGCUUAGGAGGACUCAACGGAUGCAUCACCGGCCCCUCCUACCGUUCAAAUAACGGUAUCUGUGAUGAUACAAAGACCCAUGUGGCUGAAAAUUCGAUCAUCGACUCAGUGCGACAGGACUCAGAACCGACUGCCGCCGAUAACCUCAAGACACUAAUACAAGACUGUGGCGUUCCUCCACACAAAAUCACCGAACUCGUGCAAGAGCUACCUCCACAGCGCUUUUCGGAUGUACUUGUUGAUUAUUAUUUCAGUGCAGUAAAUUGGACUCGUUACCCCAUUUCUGAACGAGAUUUUCGCCAAUCAUACGCAUCUAUAUGUAGCAACGGCACUGCGGCCCAUCCUAAUGACGUCCGCUUCCUCCCACUCUUAUUUGUUAUUCUCGCAAUCGCUGUCAGGCUAGCACCCGAACAUGUCGCGGGAGACGCCAGGACGAGAAGACUGACAUCUCUUCGAUAUUAUUGGUCAUCUCGACGUUCGGUCUUGAUUGCAGCUGCCAUUCAACCUGAUUGUUUGGACAUGGUUCUUACUCGACUUUUGAGUGCUCGUUUUCUCACAUUUGACCGCCGAAUAACCGAAUGUUGGAGUCAGUUGGGUGCCGCCGUUCGGACAGCUCAGGCGCUCGGUCUGCAUCGAGAUGGUGCUAGCAUGGUGAGCAAGGGAAUGGAUCCUGCUCAAGUAGAAUAUCGUCGUCGAGUCUGGGCCUACUUGUAUCACGCUGAUCGAUCGUAUGCUCUUGUGUUGGGCAGACCAAAUGCCAUCCAAGAUGCAUACACCUCGACACAGCCUCCUUCGAAUGUGGAGGACGAGAUCACACUCGCUGAGAUUCGCAACCCCCCUCCUCUCCAUACUCCUACUCGCAUGACUUUUGUCAUCUUGCGCCACAUACUUGCCUCCAUUAUCGGCAAGAUCGUACAUCAUUUUCAACAGGUUCGACAGCACAGCCAUUACUCCGACGUUCUAGGCUUGGAUGAUGAAUUGAUGAAAUUUAUUCGCUCCCUUCCUCCGCAUUUUGCUUUGAAGCCUGAUACAUCGCUCGACGACAGUCUAUCCUACGUCCCUGCUCACCGGUUCUUACUCAUCACGGAGGUUUUGUUCGUUCGCAUCAGUCUCCAUCGUCCAUAUCUGCUCAGGAGGCUCAGCUCUGAUCGAUACCUUCGAUCCCGACAGGCAUGCUUCGAAUCUGCAGAGAAAGAUUACGAAAUACGAAAUACCUUCCAGGAGAAGAUACCUCAGGGCACGCGGGAUUCUCUCCACAGCGCCUACAGAGAAUUCCAAAGCGCCAUGAUCAGUGGCAUCUAUCUCGUAUUGGAGCCUAAUGGGCAUCUAGCGGAAACGAUGCAUGCUAUCAUGGACUCGUUUCUUCGCGAUCAUGAUGGUGUCAGGGAAAUGGACGAGACUACUCGACGAGAGUUGAAAAUCAUCGAGUUCUUGAAGAUCAAAGCUUCGCAAGUACAGGAGGGAUCUGUUCACGGCUCUGCACCACCAGAUAACAGCUCCACGCCAUCGUCCUCUGGGCCUGCGACGGAUGCCCAGCUCCUACUUGGGAUUCAGCGGCCUUCCUCAAGAACACCGUACUCAUUUGCUUUGUCGCCCCCGAAAAUCCAUUCUCCCCUCAGUUUAGCCAUGCCGACUAUACGACAGGCUUCCGCCGAAACCGCUUCACCUCUCACAAACAACGUCUUGCCGACCCCUGCACUACAACGAGUUCAGCAGCAAACUGAUCAAAGCGACGGUCAAAAUACCUCCAAGUCAGGUAGCCCUAACGCAGACGAUGAAUUAUCUACAGCACAAUCCCUCCUCGAUCACUGGUUGGGCUUCAGCAGUGGCGCUGUCAACAGCGAUCCCAGUGUAGAUGGCUCGGCAGGGCUCGCAGGUUUGCCAUGGGGAGGCUUCGGAAGUGCUAACCUUUCAGGGUGGUUCGGAUCUACUUCACCAGUUGUGGGAAAUGAACCCAAUCCUUCUAUGCCUAGUCUGGAUGGCUUAGACUGGAGUUAUUGGGAGACGUUGGUGAACGAGAUUCGAGGUGGACCUUCUCAAACAGGUCCAUAGGAUGAUAGGAUGUUAUCGUUAUCAUAAUGUCACCGGUCUGCUUCUCGACCGACCACGCUAUGGUCAUGUUGUUGUAAUAUCUGCCCACUGUAUCUGUAUGAUCGUUAUUUGAUAAUUAGAGGAUUCUCAGACUGCU